GUAUCGUCAAAAAAUGAGUGGUGGCCGAAAUGUCCGUACACCUGUAUAGAACGCUGCGGGCAUGGCCACAUGGGAACUGAUGACGAACGACUUAUCAGCGGCGUGCCAACAAUAAACAAUACGUAAUCGCACGCGCUAGAAUACGUACCGCGAAAACGGUAAUCGCCGCCGCCGCCGCCGCGCAGUGUUGAGUGUUUCACGUACACGCUCGGAAGUUGGGACGCGGGCGCGACGUGUGCGGAUUAUUAUAAUAAUAUUAUUUUUUAUAGUACGAUAUAGAGAGCCCGAGAGGUACAUAUUCAAAUAUAAUAACGUCUGCCCGCUUCAAAUAAGUUAUUGUCGAGUUGUAAUAAUCUGCGCGAGCAGUUGGUCUCCCAACAUUGUCGCGGACCGUCGACGUACGUACGUAGCGUACGGGAGGCGGUACUCGCAGUUCGGCUAUUGACGAUAACACAUUAUUAUCGUUUUUAUUUGCGUUGUCACAGGAGAUGGCCUUUAAUUAUCAUCAGCAAUGAGUAUUAGGCACGCCGAUAACGUUCUACCCGUACUGCAGCUGCAGUGAUGAGUGUCCGGCGUUUCGACGUGACUCACCGAAAAACGCAGCACGUCCUCUCCAUCAUGUGGUCGUCUUUGGCGAAAAUCGUCUGGAAAUACAGGAAAGUCGACUCUUGAGGCAGUUAAAAGCAUGUGGCGAUUAGCAUAAGAAAAAAAAUGACGACUUAUAAAAAGCACAAGAGAACCCACAGUAAUCAACAAACUAUAGAACCAUACUAUUAUAUUAGAUAUCUAUUUAUAUUUGUCACAACAUUAGCGUCAGUGACGGUGUAUCACAUUCAUCAAGAGAUAGUAAGGCCAAAACUCGAACAUUUGGUGGUUUACGAAAAUUUAACUGAUCGUGACCCAAGAGUUACUUGUCAGUUCCCUAUACUUAACCCGUUUGAUUCAUCCAUUCUCAAAUACGUGUUCGUUCCCAAACCUAUAAAAUGUAUGGAAAGGUCUUAUCGUUUGACUUACAUCAACAUGAGCACAGGGUUUUUACAAUUCAACGCUUCAGGAUUCGAAGAGUCAGGUUAUUCCUUGACCUCAAAUACGCUCCGUUGUUACUAUCAAGAAAUUAAUCGUCCAGUCGAUGAUGAUUUCCGUUUAGAAUACGGACCACAAAUUCCCAUCACUGGUUUUCACGAGCCUCUUACGGAUUUCAUAUUUGUAUCAUGCACCAAUUUAUUUGGCAUUACUGUGUAUAGUAACUUUCAUGCAUAUGCUAGAAGAAGGCCGGAAGUUAGGAAAUUUAAAGACGAUAUGGAACUAGGUGUCGCAGUGAUUGGAAUCGAUUCUAUUUCACGAUUAAACUUUAUGAGACAAAUGGUGAAAUCAUAUAAUUUCAUUAACAAAGAAAUGAAUGGUGACGUGAUGCACGGUUUCACCAAGGUGGGUGAAAACACAUUCCCAAAUGUGAUACCGAUGUUAACAGGCCGAUCAUUCAUAACGGAACAUAAUAAUAAGUUUGACGACUGGCCUUACAUAUGGAAAGACUUUAGUGAAGAAGGUGCCGCGACUCUAUAUGCCGAGGACCAGCCAGAAUUCAACAUGUUUGACUAUUUAGCUAAAGGAAUUACUUUACAGCCAACUCUACAUUACAUGCGCCCAUACUGGUUAGCUGUGGAACAGUCGAUUCUAUAUAAGAUGAGCUCGCCUGGUUGUCUUGGACCAACGCCUAAACACCUUAUCUAUUUCGACUAUUUGAAAUCAUUCCUAAAAGUCUAUAAAGACUCUCCACUUUUCUUGUUCUCGCUUUUUAACGAAGUUAGUCAUGACUUUGUCAAUACUGUCGGAGUUAUCGAUUUAGAUUAUAUGAAUUUCCUCAAGACUUCUCUCCACGAAGGGCUUUUUAACCGAACUGUUAUUUUUGUGCUCGGUGAUCAUGGAAACCGUAUGGAUUUCAUUCGGCGAACCAAAGUUGGAACCAUAGAAGACCGGAUGCCAAUGGUCACCGUUAUACUUCCAGAGUGGGUAAGCAUGAAUUAUCCAUCCUGGAAAGAAUCCCUCCGUGACAACCGUAUGAGACUGACAUCUACCUAUGAUAUUUAUGCUACAUUCAGACAUAUAUUAAGUACAUUGAAUAAUCAAAACAAAUCAACUGAAAUCAAACAACACUUACUAAAUAGUAUUCAAGACGAAAACGUUAAGAAUCAUUUUUCAGCUACUAGUACGGGUCUAUCAUUUUUUGAACCAGUUCCAUUAGUUAGAGAUUGCAAUGCCGCCGGUGUUGCUCAAUGGCUGUGUGUUUGCAACGAAGGUCGACAAAAGCGACUUGAUCCAGAACACCCAUACAGCCUUGCAGCAUCAAAUGAAGUCAUAAGGUAUUUUAAUGAACUAUUGGGUGGUCUUGAAAAUUGUGCUGAAAUGAAAUUGGCUUUUAUUGAACAUACAUACUUGUACGAAGCACCGCAAAAAUACGACGAUGGUAAAGUGUACGACAAAUCUGUUCAAAUAACAUUCAAAGCCUCACCAGGUAAUGGAUACUUCGAAGCCACACUUGGUAUAGAAAUAAAUAACGGAUCCCAAACUUUUGAAGUCAUUGGGCAGGUCUUUAGAAUUAACAAGUACGGACAUCAAGCAGACUGUUUGCCCAGAAAAAUGCUCGCUAAAAUGCCAAUUUUGAAAGGAAUUUGUUAUUGUGAUUAAAUAAUUUAUAAAUGUACAUUAUAUUACGAAGUAUUAACUAUUGUAUUACUCAACUGUACAUACAAGUAUUGUUAAUUGUUAAAUUAUGAAAAUGACUGAAAAAUUUAGUUUAAUUAAUCUAUGUAAAAUUUAGAUAUACACUUAAUAUAUUGCCCAUGUAAACUAUAAAUAUAUUUCAAAUAAAAUAUAUAAUAUUGUUUUUAGUGAAAUUAUUAUGAUAACACCUUGUCAAUUUAAUGUGUUGAUAAAAUUUUAAUUAUAAUGUGUAAUUUUUAAUACAAUUUUGUACCUAUUUACCAUAGAGGUAUCCAAUAUUAUUGUGAUUUAGUUUUCUCAGGAUCUAAUAGUUAAGUGUAAUUGGAGAUUUAUUUAUUUUUAUAUUAUAUUAAUUAAGUUACAUACAAACUUAUACUCCUA
Messenger RNA from Myzus persicae (green peach aphid), 3102 nucleotides. RefSeq lists its product as uncharacterized. NCBI's taxonomy places the organism in Eukaryota, Metazoa, Arthropoda, Insecta, Hemiptera, Aphididae. The transcript has 10 exons. The coding region runs from base 712 to 2685 and encodes 657 amino acids. The record is from RefSeq and is a predicted model, not a curated record.